AGGGCUUUCUAUCUACUAGUGAUAGAUAUGUCUAAGUCGUUUGGUGAAAAAGUCGACCCAGCGCUUUGUGAACAGGAAGGAACAAUGUUUGCUGACUGGACUUAUGGGGAAUACCUCCUGUUUUGGCUUAAGUCGGUUCACACCUAUUGUGAUAGUGAUGCCUCCGUUAUCAUCAUUGGAACUCAUCUGGACAGAGUUAAAGAGCAGAAUUCUGACACUUUCUACAACAGUAUACUUGACCACUUGAAAUUAAACAUACAUCUGAAAAGACACUUGGACAGGAAAAGAUGCUUUGUCCUUGGAUUUCAGACAGGUGGCGCAUGUUGCAAUGAUUCAUUAACAGAACUAGAGAAGUGUAUUGUAUCAAUUGCUAAAGAAGAUAAAUAAAAUGAAACCAUUCCUACAGACUGGGCUCUGUGUGAAAUUGUAUUCAGAGAGAGCAGAAAACAAAAAAUCAGAAUGACUUCCAUCGGAGAUUUAUCAUCUAAAUGUUUUGGUGGAAACAAAGAAAAAAUUACCCAAAUAGGAGACGUUCUGAAGUUUUACCAUGACAUUGGCGUCUUACUAUACUUUAAUGACAACAAUAUGUCUGAAACUGUAAUUAUUGAUAUCCAAUGGUUUAUUGAUUCAUUUAAGAAUAUUAUUACCGACCCAAACCACGCCAGGGAUAUUGUAGAAAAUUACACGGACUGGUGGAAUUUUUAUGAAAGUGGACACAUCCUAGACAGACUUUUAACUGAUAUAUGGAGCACCAGACGUUUCGAAGUCAGUUUUUGGGACAGACAUCAAGAGAAAACAAAUCUUCUCCAAUAUAUGCAGCGUCUUGGUCUAAUUGCUGUAGGUGCUGAUGCACAUUACAUUCCCUGUAUGAACAAGCGAGCAUUUGGAAUUGAGGAAGAAAAUUAUUUUCGAUCUCUUCAUAGUAAAACCUCCGUAUUGGUCUUUAAAUUUCAGUUUCUGCCAUUUUUUUUCUACUACCGUCUUAUUGUUGCUUGUUUAACACGGACCAAUAGAGAAUGGAGAGUGUUAAAAGACAAUGGACUCUGUUUGUACAAAAAUGUUGCCUGCUUUGAUUAUAGGCAACAUGUAGUCGCUCUAGCAGUAAACAAUUCAUCAAUUCAGCUUCAGAUUUUUCAGCCCACCAAUGUUCUUGUAAUGAAAGAAGUAGCACUGAAAGUACGAAACACUGUUGAAAGCUUACUAAAAGACCUGCUUGGGAAUUUCCACAAGAAAAUUGAUAUAUAUACUGUUGGAUACCAAUGUUGUAAGCAGGAAGUGUUUCGGGAACACGAUGAUUGUUUUCUUGAAGAGAAAGAUAUUUGCAGAAAAGGGAAGAUAACUUGUCCAAUGCAUGGCAUGAUCAAUCACCACGUAAUAUGCGAAUCUUCUCUUCUAGUUUACUGGAAAUUGGAUGUUAUAGCGGAUAUUUCAGAUUUGGAUGACUUUCUGGAGCAAGAUGAAUGUACCAAUCUGUCUGAAUCAGAAUUAAGUAACGUGAAUUUCAAGACUUUUGAGAAACUCACAAAGAUAGGAAGAGACGCUUUGCAGCUCUAUUUUGACCGAAUAUUUCCACCUGUAGACCUAGUUACAACACUUACUUUGAACAAGGACAGUCUGCAACGUGGACAGAAAUUCGGGAAGCUCGUGCAGAGUGCGAAGAAAGGGUCGGAGAAGGAGAGUGCGCAAAACGAUGAGGUGUCAAAUAAAGAGUUAAAGGAACUUUUCUCUGAUCUAAUACAGAAGUUGGAGAGUUCAAUGAACGAGAGGCUUACUGCGCUUGACAAAAAAGUAGAGGAAACGCUGAUCGUUAUUAAGGAGGAGAUAACUGAUAUGAAAACAGCGCUUCAAAACCAAGAUGACCGAUUAACUGAUUUAGAAAAGCUAAAACACAGAGGGUUGCCAAAAAACCCCAACAGCAGUUACAAACCUGAAGCACCAGAAGCAGUCAUUGUUAAAUUCGUUCUUAUGGAGGACCGUAAUAUGAUAUUAAAUCAUGCCAGAAACACUACCCUACCGAAAGGCUAUGCAAUACGAACAGAUCUACCCGUGCAUUUGAAGAGAAAGAGGGCAGAGCUGGCUCAAAAGGCAUAUCGAACUCAGGAAAUCAGGAAUGAAGACGAGAAUCCGUGA
Saccostrea cuccullata (small rock oyster) is the source of this 2130-nucleotide messenger RNA. RefSeq lists its product as uncharacterized. Bases 460 to 2130 code for a protein of 556 amino acids. The record is from RefSeq and is a predicted model, not a curated record. The transcript is spliced from 7 exons. NCBI's taxonomy places the organism in Eukaryota, Metazoa, Mollusca, Bivalvia, Ostreida, Ostreidae.